This is a messenger RNA of Letharia columbiana, 1665 nucleotides long. RefSeq lists its product as uncharacterized. The transcript has 3 exons. The record is from RefSeq and is a predicted model, not a curated record. Gene Ontology annotation, molecular function: metal ion transmembrane transporter activity. NCBI's taxonomy places the organism in Eukaryota, Fungi, Ascomycota, Lecanoromycetes, Lecanorales, Parmeliaceae. Gene Ontology annotation, cellular component: membrane. Gene Ontology annotation, biological process: metal ion transport; transmembrane transport. Bases 1 to 1665 code for a protein of 554 amino acids.
AUGGCUACUUCGGACGUCUUGGCCGAUAUUUCAACCACCGAAGAGAAAACAAAAGAAUACACACAAUCGUUUCUGGCUAGGAUAAGAUCCUUUCACAACGACCCACUACACUCAGCAGCGUAUCUCGGCAACCUUGCCCGCUUUUUGCACAAACCCAACCAGAAGUCAGCUAGGCACGCCCGUCGACCGAAUCCGCAGCGGUUCGUGCCAGAGAGCUUGGCCGAAGAGGAAUGCCGACCUUUUGUUUACGAAUAUGCUCUUUUCCCGGAUAUGGAUCCGAAGCUUACAACAUUCGAUGACAUCGACAAGUAUAAGCAGGCCAUAUCGAUUAAAAAUCACAACGCGGACUGUAAUGAGCUAAUAUUUUUGGCUGGACGCCCUUCCCCUGAAUGGCUCUCUGCUGUUGGAGCGCGGUAUAAGCUCGAUCAUCGGUUCUUCCAUCAACAUCUUAAUUUUCUUCCCACAGGCCAAAGAGACUGGUUUACAGCUCCCACGUUGCCAUCAAGAUCCCAUAAUGUACUCCGAUUCUGCAUACCUUCCAUACUCUUCGUCGGCGAGCACCGUUACGUGAAUAUAGUUGAUCUGCAGGAGGCCAGAGGAGAUUGCGAGCGCCGGUUACUGAGUUGCUUUCGAUCGUUUUUAGAAGGGACUUCGACAGAAGCAGGACAGUCGAUUGUAAGGCGAAUAAACAUCCAUAGCGGAGACAACCUCGUCAUCGAGCAAGAGCUCUCAUCCUGUCUGCUCAAGCGGGGAGAUCGCUGGACAGUGCUUGUAUGGACGGACUCCGGCCAAGACAAUGACUUUGCAUUCAUACCCACGCCUGAUACUGAUCGAUUCAAAGGCGCAGUCAACCGCUUAGACUUCUGUCCAGUGUUUUUCGAGAAGGACCUUUCCGAAAAACCUCACCUCUCCCGACCUCCGACUGACGCCCAAAAUCCACGGCUAAGGCAGGCGCUCUCCUCGCUACCUGGUAACUAUGGCCAUACACUUGACUGGACAAAGGCAGCUGUAGACCCGUUGUUUGCGGUUCAAGAACUUUUUACCUUCCACGCCGCAUCGGAAUUGCAAUACGUAAAUAUGCUAGAACAAUUUGCCACGGAUCAAAUCAGUCGGGCCGAGUCAAAUCUGGCAGGAACAGACAUGAGUUCGAUUCUGCACUUCGACUACGCAAGAAGCAUACUCAUCAGGCAUGGGGCGCACAUUCAAAACCUCCUCGGCUCUCUCGACACGUGCCUGAAGGGUUGGAAGCAUCGAGCAACUCAAACUCAUUGUUGCGAUGAAGAACUCAUGUCAACACUCCGGGUUGACCUCAAUUACCUUUCGACUCGUAUUCAGAAUGUUAUCACGCUCUGCGAAGCAGGACGGUCCGCAAUCAUGAGCAAUGCCUCCAUCCAAGAGGCGAAACGUUCCAACGAACAAGCCGUCCUUGUCACGAGUUUGACAAAGGCAACGAAUCGUUUGACUUUUAUAUUCUUGCCAAUCUCAUUUCUUACAUCAGUCUUUGGAAUGAACUUCCGGCAGCUGGGACAAGGAACAUUGUCCAUCUGGCUGUGGGUAGCCAUCGCGCUUCCUUUACUAGCUUGUUGUAUCGUCCUAGUGGAGAGCGGAGGCCACCUAAAGACCAUUUUGUGGCGUGGUCUUAGAUGCUUGAGCGGGCAAAGCUGA